UUCGGCAUUCGCUCAAAAUCGCUUGCAAAUCCACACACGCCAAUCAGUUUGCGUUUUGAGUUCUGCCCGGCAGCAUGUCGUCGUGGCUUGUGUUAAUCGCCGCUCUGGCAGCCCCACUGCUGUACCUGCUCGUCGCGCGUCAGUUCAGCUACUGGAAACGACGCGGAGUUGCCCAGCUGGGACCGAUCUUCCCGUUCGGCAAUCUUGGGCCGUUUUUCCGCCAGCGAUCAUGUCUUGGAGUUACGUACGCUGAGCUGUAUCACCGCUGGAAGGCGCUUCCUUUUGUUGGGAUUUACUUCUCGCUUCGACCUCUGCUCUUGAUUAACGAUCCCGAGCUGAUCAAGAAUGUGUUGACGCGGGAUUUCGAGUACUUCCACGAUCGUGGUCUGCACGUCAAUGAGGAGAAGGAUCCGCUUAGUGGGCACUUGUUUGCGCUGGGAGGUGACAAGUGGCGCCACCAUCGGUCCAAGCUGACGCCGACGUUUACAUCCGGACGGUUGAAGGAGAUGUUCCAGAACUUGGUCGAGAUAGGCCAGGUUCUGCAGGAGUAUGUGGGGAAGCGGGCUGCGGCUGGAGAGGAGGUUGAUGUGAGGGAGUUGAUGGCACGAUACACGACCGAUGUGAUUGCUUCCGUUGGAUUUGGCAUUGAGAAUGAUUCGAUAAACGAUAGUGACAACAUGUUCCGGAAGAUGGGCACCAAAGUGUUUGCGCAGGACAUCAAGACCAUUGUGCGGUUGGCCAGCACGUUCUUCUUGCCGAAGCUGAACGCCCUGUUCAAUUUCAAGUUUAUCGCGCAAGACAUCGAGGACUUUAUGAUGAACGUCGUUCGCGAAACGCUCGAAUACCGCGAAAGCAACAACGUCGUCCGGAAGGACAUCAUGCAAUUGCUGAUGCAACUCCGCAACACCGGAACGGUUUCGAUGGACAAAAUCUGGAAAGUCGAAGCUGCGACGCCAUCCGCGAAACAGCUCUCCCUCGAACAAGUGACAGCUCACGCCUUCGUAUUCUUCGCCGCGGGAUACGAAACGUCCUCCUCCACAAUCUCCUUCUGCCUGUUCGAGCUCGCCCGGAACGUCGACAUCCAGCGCAAGCUGCAAGCAGAAAUCGACCAAGUACUAGCAAAACACAACGGCGCCAUAACCUACGACAGCAUCAACGAGAUGAAAUACCUGGAGAACUGCAUCGACGAAACGCUACGCAAGUACCCAGCCGUCCCCUUCCUAAACCGGGAAUGCACCAAGGACUACGUAAUCCCCGGCACAAGCUCCACCGUCGAGAAGGGAACCACCGUCAUCAUCCCGGUACUCGGCCUACAGCACGACCCUGAGUUUUACAGCGAUCCCGAGAAGUUCAUCCCGGAGCGAUUCACCGAUGAAGCGACGACAGACAAGCCGUACCUUCCGUUCGGAACCGGUCCCCGGGUCUGCAUCGGGCUGCGACUGGGCAAACUUCAAACGAAGAUGGGACUGGUGAUGAUGCUGUCCAAGUUUAACAUCCGGCUGGUUGACGAGACGUACUACAGCAAGGAGCUGGAGCUGGAUUCGAAGGGCUUGUUUUUGAUGCCGAUUGGGGGAAUAAAGGUGGCGGUGUCCGCGAGAAGCGAUUGAGAUUAGGGGAAAUAUACCCAUUUUAAGCUUAAUAAGCGGUCGUGUUUGAAUGAUGCUGGAUAAUCUGGAGUGUUCCUUAAAAUUUACUAAAACCAAGUACACCAACGAGUAGAGCAACUUUUUGUGAACAUUUCUGUUUAUUUUCACUUUUUAUAAUAGUUAUGCUAUUCCCACAGACAAACAGACGGGACACUCGAGUGCCGAACCAUCGUCCUUCUAAAACGGUUAUUUCAAGUGCAAUUUUGUUUCGGCAUCCACUCACCCGGCGCUGAUGUCGCUGCUGUCGUGACAGCUCGCCCAUCUUUUCUUAGUGUGUGUGAUGUGUGUUUUUAAGUUGAGCUUGAGCACGUGUGAGGCAGCAAAUGAAAACAAAACAAUUAUGAUGGAAUUCAAGAAUUAUAACGAAGAUCCACAAUCCAGGCUUUGCUGGACAAGAUUGGGGCAGUCUUGGUCAGGGUUAUAUGAGCGGCUGACUAACGAGGACAUACCUUUUGCCCCACUAUUAACCCGGGGGGACUCCUCAACAGCCCGCCGAUGUUGAGGCUGCUGCUGAGGCGCCCGAUACUGCGGAGGAAGGCGGAUCCUAUGGUGGAGUCAUCUCCUUCGGAGCCUUCGUGGACUGCUGCUCAGAUUGCUGCUUCUGGUCGUCCUUUUGGCGAUGUUGCGUCGAUCGUGGGCGCCACUCAAUCUUCUUCUACAGUUGAGUUUCUUUGAUUCUGUUUCGAUGUAUGAUUUUGGUGUAGCGUUUUUUGGAAUCUUUGCGACUUUUUGCUUUUGUUGUUUGGUGCAACUUAACUGCUCCGUGGACACGUUCCCCGCGGUUUUUCCAAACGCCCAUCAUGGGGACCAAUUCUGGUAGAUUUGAAUUGGAUUUUUUCUAUUUCAGCGGUCUCUACUGGUGUUUUCGUGACCAGGGGUAUCGAGAUUUCGGUGGAGGAGGAAUCUUCGACAGAACUUGGAAACAACAGGAGGACCAGUUUUUUAGUCUCUGUCGUUGCGGCUGUGUUGCGUCGUUGCUGAUGCUGCCGCAUGAUUUGGCACAUGAAGUUCUGCCAUUGGAAACGGAACCAACCGUGGAACCGACCCACCGUCAUCUUCGGCCAUCGGAGUUGAUUUUUAUGUUUUUCAUCGGGUACUGACGAUCAGCAACAACAACAUUAUUUCGAUCAGCUGAUUAUGUUUACAAUCGUUAUGGCUUGAUUGUCUCACGCAUACAUUGACAUGACACAUGACAGUGAAGGGUUUGUAUUGGUAUGUUUGGGCUGCGCUUCGGCAUCAGCUCACCAGGUAGUGCUGGCGUCGCCGUGAUUUGGUGGUUUGAUGAAGGAUGAUGGAUUUCAAUAAUAAUUUGUAUGGAGAGUCACGUCUGUUUGUCUGUGCUAUUCCUAUAACAAGCAUUUAAAAAAAAUAUUUCCAAAAUGCAUUCUAAUCAGUCGAGUGCAUUGGGCCACGCCCAUUUUCCUAUUUUCAGCUUAGUUCUUUUUUUCUUCCAGCGCUCUUUUGGGUCUGCUUAGCAGUCAAUCUUGGGAUCGCAGCAAUCCUUGGUCGCGGUUGGUUGACAAGAAUUUGCGCUCCGCGUUUUUAUUAAUUUCUCGUCGCUCCAUACCCUCAGUGACGUGAUGUGAGCAAGGGCGUCUAUGCAAAGUGUCCCUACACCCGCUACAAAUUUCCGUCGCUUGGGGAGGGAAAAGGGAAACCAUUUUGAUCUAUGCGCCGGUAGUUGUAGCACUAAAAUUCGUGCAAAAAACUUAUGCACGUGGGUGUACAGAUUACGGAGUAAAAGCUGAUCGAAUUGUUCACCUAGCGCUCACAUGUGUUUCGGGACCAAGUUGCCUGCGGGUAUGGGGAUCAUACCUACAUACAUACAAAGUUUGAUUCCAAAGAAAAAUCUGAUGACGCCAUUCUAUUCAGCGUCCGAAUUCUUUAAAAACAGCUGUCGAGUUUUGCUCUAUCAUUUUAUGUUUCAAAGUUAUGACCAUUUGAAAAAAGAGGUUUUUUGGAAAAAAUACGAAAAUCGCAAAGCUUUUGGGCGGUGCCAAAAAAUAAGGGUUGGUUCAAUUUGGCUCGACAUCGGGAUUCUUACAUGUUUUGAUGGUAUCAAUAACUCCACUACUUGAGCUUGAUCAGAAAAAGUCGAUUUCGAAUUUGUGUUUUUUGUGUACAGUUGAGGCGAAAUGACCCAUAUGGAGAAUUUAAAAAUUCAAAAAUAUUGAAAUACAGACUUCUAGAAACACAAAAAUACAAUUAACAAAGUUAAAAUUAUAAAAAAAUACAGUAUGUAAAAAAAGUAUUUACACCCCUUGGGCACUAUGCACAUUUUGUGUUGAAACAUCAAAUCAAAAUCAAAUUAUUCGCUCUACAGCAUUGCCUUGGCGUUCUCGAUUGCGAGAUUCCUACUCGAAACUAGGUGUUCGAAGGCUUGAUUGUUGAGGCAAUUGCAAACCUCUUUUUACACCUUAGCUUCCAUCCACCCCGGGAUUCGAACUGACGACCUUUGGAUUGUUAGUCCAACUGCCUACCAGCGACUCCACCGAGGCAGGACCCAGGGAGACGACUCCUACACCUGGACUGAGCUAACGACCUAACCUUUUUUAAGUUAGUCCGGGGCCAACAUUUACUUCCCGUCCGACGGAAGGCGUGAUCAGACAAAUCUCGUCUCGAAAAAUGCCACUGGGACCGUCUGGGAUCGAACCCAGGCCGACUGGGUGAGAGGCAAUCACGCUUACCCCUACACCACGGUUCCCAUAUAAACAAUUUAAAGUUUGACAGAAACCUAGUACUACGUUUUAUUCAGAAACUCAUGCCGAACAUUUUGCUAUAAAAAGCUCAUGAAAUUAUGUUUUCUAUAAAAAGUUAUACAACAAAUACUAUUACAAAAAUCAAAAAAGGUGCAAAAAAAGUUUGUACACCUUUCGAAAAAUUAACAUAUAUAAAGUUAUUUGUUGACAAAUCACCAUAAAUCCAGUCUCCCAACUCCAAAUAGGCAUCCUUGACUGAUUAAAAAAUUAAUUUGGAUUGAAUAUAAAGUUUACUAAUUACAUAGUAUAAAAGUUUAUAUAACUCUGGAAAUUCUAUAAAAAACUUAUCUAAACUUGAUUUUGCAAACUUUCAAUUUAACUAAAUGUCAAUAUAUUACCAUAGAAUUGCUAAAUAAACAUUCUGGAGUGGGUAUAACACCGUUUUGAGGGUCUUUGUAUCGCUAGAAUAGAUUUUUCGUUGGAAUUUCAUACCAACCCGGAAUUACGUCGUCGGAAAAUCCGCCGGCAUCCGAACCGGUCCACAAUUCACAAGUUAACCUAUGUGGCAUCGGAAAGGGCAUAAAAUUUACGAUCUUUUGAUACCCAUACAUCUAGGUUCUCAAUAAUACCCACGUUUUUAAAUACCUAGGCAAAAACGUUGUUAUGGUUUCGUUUGGGCAACCUGCCAAAAAUGUAUGGACUUUCGCAAUUUUUGUUCUCGUGGAUCAAACUUACUUUUUGCUCAGGUAUUUAAAAACGUGGGUUUUAUAGAAAACCUAGAUGUAUGGGUAUCAAAAGAUCGGAAAUGUUAUGCCCUUUCCGAUGCCACAUAGGUUGACUUGUGAAUUGUGGACCGGUUCGGAUGCCGGCGGAUUUUCCGACGACGUAAUUCCGGGUUGGUACGAAAUUCCAACGAAAAAUCUAUUCUAGCGAUACAAAGACUCUCAAAAUAGUGUUAUACCCACUCCAGAAUGUUUAUUUAGCAAUUCUAUGGUAAUAUAUUGACAUUUAGUUAAAUUGAAAGUUUGCAAAAUUAAGUUUAGAUAAUUUUUAUAUAGAAUUUCCAGAGUUAUUCAGACUUUUAUACUAAGUAAUUAGUAAACUUUAUAUUCAAUCCAAAUUAUUUUUUUAAUCAGUCAAGGAUGCCUAUUUGGAGUUGGGAGACUGGAUUUUUGGUGAUUUGUCAACAAAAAACUUUAUUUAUGUUAAUUUUUCGAAAGGUGUACAAACUUUUUUUGCACCUUUUUGAUUUUUGUAAUAGUAUUUGUUAUAUAGCUUUUUAUAGAAAACAUCUUUUCAUGAACUUUUUGUAGCAAAAUGUUCGGCAUUAGUUUCUGAACAAAACGUAGUACUAGGUUUCUGUCAAACUUUAAAUUAUUUUAUGUUUCAUCACAAAAUGUACAUAGUGUCCAAGGGGUGUAAAUACUUUUUUUACAU
Molecule: messenger RNA, 5782 nt
Organism: Culex pipiens pallens (northern house mosquito)
Lineage: Eukaryota; Metazoa; Arthropoda; Insecta; Diptera; Culicidae
Product: probable cytochrome P450 6d5
Exons: 1
Coding region: 75-1607 (510 amino acids)
Molecular function (GO): monooxygenase activity; iron ion binding; heme binding
Source: RefSeq, a predicted model, not a curated record